AUGGAGGGCCGCCGGCCCUUCGCCGCCGACGAGAAGUUCGGACGCGCCGCGGAUAUCCAGGCUCUGUCGACACCGACGGCGGCAGGGCGCCGGCUGCCGCAAGGCGGGCCUAGCGCCGUCUCGGCCUCAGGAAAAGCCAGCGCGCACCGAGGGAAAUCCGGCCUCUGCCGACGGUGGAGGCCGCCGGGCCUCGCCGCCGCCGACGAGAAGUUCGGACGUUCCGCGGGAUAUUCGGCCACAACCGACUUGAGGGCCGCCGGCCCUUCGCCGCCGUCAAGCGGGACUAGCUCGGCCGUAGUCUCGAUCGGAAGCCAGCACUCGCCGCGAGCCAUCCAGUCCCGGCCGGCCAGCAGGGCCGAGAUCCCCGCCACAACUCCGGCCGCAGCCGGGCUGCUUGCCGAGGACCUAGCCAGCGCGCUGCGGCACCUCGACGAGGAGUUCGAGGCGGGCGAGAGGCUGGCCAACGAGCAGACGUGGUGUGCGCCGGUGCCGCGCGAGAGGCAGGUGAGGACGGUGCGGAAGUUCUACCGGGCGUUCCACGACGCUGGCACGCUGCCGAUCGCGACCUGCACGCUAUGCUACCGGAAGCGGGCCAAGGGGAGCUGA
Messenger RNA from Hirsutella rhossiliensis, 606 nucleotides. RefSeq lists its product as uncharacterized. The transcript is spliced from 2 exons. NCBI's taxonomy places the organism in Eukaryota, Fungi, Ascomycota, Sordariomycetes, Hypocreales, Ophiocordycipitaceae. Bases 1 to 606 code for a protein of 201 amino acids. The record is from RefSeq and is a predicted model, not a curated record.